This is a messenger RNA of Schistosoma guineensis, 1977 nucleotides long. Lineage: Eukaryota; Metazoa; Platyhelminthes; Trematoda; Strigeidida; Schistosomatidae. The record is from the annotation of a GenBank genome assembly.
AUGUACUGGUUUUUCCUCCUUUUUUUUUUGACACCUGAAUUUCUUUACAUAUAUGGGGAUAUGACGCGGAAUCCAAGACCAAUGAAUUCUUCUGGAAUUGAUAAUUUUAAUUUAUGUAGGACGUUAUCUAUGUAUAAGAAUUCCAGGGAUGGUUAUAAAGCGAUUUUUCAAGAUAUAACAGGAUACAGGCAACUUGAAAAGAUUCUUCUUAAUCUCAAUGAGAUUCCAUCAAAACUCAUACACUUUAACAAAAAUCUCCUGUUGGAUUUCGCAAAAAGCAAUGAUAUUACGGAUAUGGAACUUUAUAUCCAUGGAUCAUUAUUCUAUCACAGCGUUGAAGAAAUGUUCAAAAUGUUGCCUGCAGAAGUAUCUUACAAUGUUAUUGACCAGCAUCUGCAAAAUCUCAUGAUUUCCAUCCUAACUUACGAAAAAAGAAACGUAGAAUUUGGUUACUCAGCUUCAGAACUGCGAAAAUGCUUCAAAAUAAACGAGUUUGCUGCUCAAUCAGUCAACAUCUUUGGUGACCUAACAAUCAACUGGUUUAAAGCUUUUAGCUCUGGUCUUACGCGGUACCUUAAUGCGCAAAAAUUAUUACAAAUGACGAGAACAGUUUUGAAUUCAGGACCCAGCAAAUCGUGCAGUCAUUGUAUGAGGGACCUCAGUUUGGGUUGCCCGAAUUUAGAUAAGUGCUUUGCAGCUGAUAAUAAACAAGUAUGUUCAAACCCAUGCAACAGUUACUGUAUAAAUGUUUUUCGCGGAUGUUUAGCUCCGUCUAUCUUAUUUUUUCCUAAACAAUUCAUCUAUUCAAAUCAGAAGUUAGCAUGGAGUUACUCAAACCCAAUUCGUUUUGAUGAUUUGAGCUACUUUUUAAGUGCCACUACUGUGUAUCAUUUAAUUAAAAAAGGGAUUAAAGAAGCCAACGAAAAUGAAGCCUUAAUCCAACCCAAACUUGAGAAGUUUUGUAGAAAAAAUAAGCCGCGUACUUUACAAACUACUAUAGGUUUGUUCAGUAACUUAAAUGGAAAUGAUCAUACACUAAAUGAAACAAUGAGUAAUUAUUUGCAACUUAACACUGAGGACUACGAUAAAUUAAACAAUUUCAUUGAGAAAGUUACGAAAGAUCUAAAUUCAUAUCUUCAUGAUAGAGACAAUAAAGUUCAGUAUAUGAGCAAUAUUGAGUUACUUUAUUGUUCACAAGAAGAUAAAAAUCGAUGCUGGAAUGGAUCAUCAUUUGAUCGGUAUACACGUCAAGUUCCAGAGUUCACUAUAAAUGGACAGUUAAAUAAUCCCGAAGUGAAAAUAACAAGCAAUGAUUUAAAAUACAAUUUUUCAAAAGAAAAGAAUGUUAUACGAAAGGAGCGGACAGAGGAAAAUAAUGCUCAAAAGGUGAAUUCUAAGAAUGAUGUUCCAUUGACUAACCCUCUACUUAAUCAGAAGAAAUCAGAUAGAGAAGGCUUGUUCAUUUCAGAGUCAAGUGGUACACAUCCUUCUCUUUUGUCAAGUGAUAUAAAUAUACCUCAAAUCAAUCCAAAUAAUUUUGAAUCAAAGCCAUCGAAGUAUUUUAGUGAAACUAACAACAGAGCUGAAAUCGUCAAUACAGAUGAUUUGUCGGAUCAAAUUGUGGUUCAAGGAUGUUUUGUAGAUGAUGAAGAUUGUGAAUUAAAUAUUGCUGACAAUUCAAUCGACGAUAAUGCUAAUGAAAGACAGUACACAGUAUUUAGUGAAAAUGAAUCUUUCGACAAUUCAUCCGAGUCUAAGAAAAAACUACAAGAUGAUCCGGUGAAUGACAACAAAACAAAGGAAUCUUCAAAGAAAACCGAAAUACCCCCAGAGAAAGCAUUGAAUUCUACGGCAUCUAAUUCCUCAACGAAUUCAAAAGUUCAGGAAAAUAUUAGUCUCAAUAACAAAAUGUCAUUGGAAUUGGUCUGCUUUGUUUGUAUAUUCUCUAUCAAGCUUUAUUCAUUCACAUGUUUAUAA